Talaromyces amestolkiae is the source of this 891-nucleotide messenger RNA. RefSeq lists its product as uncharacterized. NCBI's taxonomy places the organism in Eukaryota, Fungi, Ascomycota, Eurotiomycetes, Eurotiales, Trichocomaceae. The coding region runs from base 1 to 891 and encodes 296 amino acids. The record is from RefSeq and is a predicted model, not a curated record. The transcript is spliced from 4 exons.
AUGCCCAGCUACUUAGGCCCCAGCAUCCCAGCUCUGUGCCACCUGUUCAUCCUGCUGGUCGUAAAUAGUCUGACACUAUUCGCUCUUUUUGUCUUGUUAGUGCGCAGUCUCUGGGCCAUAGGUGCCAACGUCACCACCAUCGAGUCCUGGGAGAUUGAGCGGCACAAGACGCUGCUUCGGCGAGCGAGGUACUUUGGCGGUUACUUGGAUGGACCCGAUGGGAUGAAAGUAAGAAUUCGGAAGCAAGAGUUUCCGUAUGAUGUUGGUAUUCUGAGCAAUGUCAAAGCUGGGAUGGGUGGGAGUUGGAAUUUUCUUAGCUGGUUCUGGCCCCUCGCAAGGACGCCAGAUAGGAAAUCUGGUCUUGAGUUUGAAGUCAAUGAAUUCGAGGAUCCAAAUCUAUCCUGGCCACCGCCAGAUCCAGACCGCAUUCCACGCAAAUCGCGACCAAUCUUAUCAUCAACCGAUCCAUUCACAAUUCCGCAUUUCGACUCUCCAGCCGAUGAAAUGGCUGCCUUUAGACAACGUCAACAGGAAGAUCUAGCUCGUAGAGCAGGAGUGGUCAAUGAUGAUAGUGCCGACGGCGGUAUCAGGCGGCGAAGGAAGUUUCACGAACGAUACAAGAACAACAACAAAUCGUCAAACACAGGCGCCGAGUCUGAGGCUGAAGUUGCCGAAGAAGAAGACUCAGAAGGCAACGAGAUCGAGGAUGAUGAGCAGCAUUUUAAUUCCGAAGUCAAUGAGCACAUUGAGGUUGAUGAAGGUGAGGAAGCGUGGCGAAAUGCAGAAGGGGAGAGACUAGACGAUUUCGGGGUCGAUGAGGAUGUGGAGUUUUACGAUGAGGAGGAUCUGCCGUUGUCUGUUCUGAGGGAGAGGAUUAAAGCUGGUUUGUAA